This is a messenger RNA of Carassius gibelio (silver crucian carp), 3490 nucleotides long. RefSeq names its product rho GTPase-activating protein 17. Gene Ontology annotation, cellular component: cytoplasm; intracellular anatomical structure; cytosol. Gene Ontology annotation, molecular function: GTPase activator activity; protein binding. The transcript is spliced from 21 exons. Gene Ontology annotation, biological process: signal transduction; positive regulation of GTPase activity; regulation of Rac protein signal transduction. The record is from RefSeq and is a predicted model, not a curated record. Lineage: Eukaryota; Metazoa; Chordata; Actinopteri; Cypriniformes; Cyprinidae. The coding region runs from base 232 to 2451 and encodes 739 amino acids.
UCCUCGAUGUAACUGCUGUCUACUGACUAAACCAGAAAUCCAGAGGAUGAGAAACGAAAGCAACACGUUUGACGCACGGUUCAUAAAUGAAUAUGUGCAGUGAAUGACACAGACACUCCGGUUCGGAUCCAGUUGUGCGCGCGCAAUGGGAGCGUCGCGCGUGCGGGCGGCAGUUUGAUAAAACAGCGACUUCUCAAAAGUUUUUAUGUUGGUGCCUGAAGACGAUUCAAGAUGAAGAAACAGUUUAACCGCAUGAAACAGCUCGCCAACCAGACCGUUGGCAGAGCGGAGAAGACCGAAGUACUGAGUGAUGACCUUCUUAUGAUUGAGCGGCGCCUUGAAAAUAUGCGACUGGUCUCUCAUAAUGCGCACAAGAGGAUGGUCAUGUGUCUGCAGGGUAACGUGGGCUCAGAUGCGGAGAAGAGACAUAAAAAGCUUCCUCUCACAGCCCUUUCACAAUCCAUGCUGGAUGGAGGAAGUCAGCUCGGAGACGAGUCCCUCAUCGGGAAGAUGAUGGAAGUGUGUGGAGAUGCUGAAAACAAACUGGCCUUUGAGCAGAGCCAACAUGAAGUCCAGCUGGAGAGAGAGAUCCUAGAGCCUAUCAACCAGCUGGCAGAGGUGGAUAUUCCUAACAUUUUGAAGCAGAGGAAACAUUUAGCCAAGCUUGUGUUGGAUUUUGAUUCUGCAAAAGCCAGGUAUCAGCAGGCCACAAAGGCAUACCCAUCCGCUGCAAAUGCUCAAGCAAUGGCUGCCAAAGUUGACACACUUAAAGAGGAGAUGGAUGAAGCUCAGAACAAAAUGGAAAUAUGCAAGGAUCAACUGGCAGCAGAGAUGUACAGCUUUUCCUCCAAGGAAGGAGAAUAUGCUCGCUAUUAUGUGUUGUUGUUAGAAGCUCAAGCUGAAUACCACAGGAGAGCUUUGGCGUCCAUCGAGAGUGUCCUGCCCAGCAUACAGUCCCAGCAAGAUAAAUGGACAGAGAAGCCAGCGUUUGGCACGGCUCUGGAAGAACAUCUGAAACGCACUAGCAGAGAGAUCGCUCUGCCCAUAGAGGCCUGCAUUAUGAUGCUACUGGAGACCGGCAUGCAGGAAGAGGGUUUGUUCCGAAUCGCUGCUGGAGCCUCUAAACUGAAGAAGUUAAAGGCGGCGCUGGACUGUUCCACUUCCCAACUGGAGGAGUUUUACUCUGACCCUCAUGCUGUAGCCGGAGCCCUCAAAUCUUACCUGAGGGAGCUGCCUGAACCUCUGAUGACCUACCAGCUGUAUGAAGAGUGGAUCCAAGCCUCAAAUAUCUCUGACCCUGAUAAGAGGCUUCAGGCACUUUGGGUGGUAUGUGACAUGUUACCAAAGGCCAACAAGUCCAACUUUAGGUACCUGGUGAAGUUUCUUGCCAAGCUUGCUCUGGGAAGUGAUGUAAAUAAGAUGACGGCGAGCAACAUCGCCAUCGUACUGGGACCCAAUUUACUGUGGGCCCGGACAGAGGGAAGCCUGACUGAGAUGGCAGCUACUACCUCCGUCCAUGUGGUGUCUAUAAUAGAACUGAUAAUCAACCAUGCAAGCUGGUUCUUCCCUGAAGACGAGGACUUCAACGUUUCAGGCAUGUUUGCUAUGCCUGGGUGCCCCGGGACCCCUGACUCAGAAGCUGGAAGCAUUGAGAGGAGGCGCCCAGGCAGCCAGGGGUCACUCGAAUCUGACACACCCCGCAAAGACAGCCCUGCUAACAAACAGCCGGAAAUCGCCCCUCGUAGAGCUGGCACAUUAACCAAAAAGCAGCACUCCUUGCCUAACUUCCAGCCCUCUCUCCCUCCCAUUGACGUGUUUGAGCCGUCCCCCCUGUCGCCCACUGGCGGGGGUCUGGAGGCUGGGCAGGCGCUUCCUCAGACCCAUCAGCCUUUAGUUCAGCAGCCUGCGGAGAACAGUAACACCCCCCGAGAUCCUGCAUCCACGCCCCCUGCCACGAGGAACGGGCCGGGGGGCUCGAAUGGGACGCCCACUCAGCUGAAUGUGGGGACCCCGACCUCAGGUCCUAAGGGCCCCAGUCCAUUCGUGGUGCGCAGAGGUACAAAGAAACAGGCGCCGGCGCCUCCCAAACAGGCCGCCCCUCCCACACCUCAGAGUGUAAAAGUGGCUCCUAACCAGCCCACACCAAACCAGUCCUCAGCCCCGAGCACCCCUCAGCCUCUCACUGCGUCCCGUCGCAACAACCAGACCCCCAUCCAGGCCCCCAGCCACCCUCCUCCUCGACCUCCUUCCCAGAGCACAGAAGAAGCCGAACCGUCCCCUCCCAGGACGCCCACCCCUCCCGGGACACCUCCUUACGACGGCUCCCAGCCACGCCCCAGGCCCACCCCUCGAGCGCGGCCCAAACCCAGCGGCCCGCCCCCACCCCAGCCAACUAGCGACGGUGACAACGGUGUCUGUGUUUCUGGAUCCAAGAUCAUCUCCGAUGUGUGAUCUUCUUCCUGUGAGGUGUGUUGUGAGGGGCAGGCGAUGAUGGAGAUGGAGAGGAGAGAUGUUUGACGGGACCAGGGCUGGAUCUUGUCCCGGAGCUUGAGGAAGAUGAAACCACAGAAACACUCCCAGAAGAUGCACACCAAUCAGAAACCACCGCCCUGUGAAGUGGGCGGAGUCCAGUCCUCACACAGCCAAUCGAAAGCUAUGUUCGUAACGGAAUACUCGCAUACUUACCGCCUAGUUUAUUCUUCCUGUUGUUUUUAAGGAUGUGAAAGUAUUCAAAAUGAAAAACAUUUUAAACAUGACCUCAGUUACCGUAUGAGUAAAUACAGGUAUUAAGCAUUCAGAUUUAAGUACAAAAAUUAUUUUAACUUUUAUGAGAUUGAUCAAAUCAUGAGUCAUCGCAGUUGCUUCUGGUUCAAACGUCACACUGGAAAUGGAAGGUCAAGUCGAUGCAUUGCAUUGUGGGAUAUGGUACCCAUCACAGUGUGCAAUUAUAGUAGGUAGAAGCACACAGAAAAUGUGUAUCCCAUCAUGCAGUAGUAUACAUACUACAUACAGCACAAGUAGUGAACGCAGUAUGCUAUUCAGAACAUAGCCAUUCACUUAUAAACUCUGACCCCUAUAGAAGACAAUACAUUUACACAAAAUACACAAAAACUGUAAAUCAUCAGGUGGUUCCUGGAGUCUCUCUGUCCUCACAAUGCUGGCACAUUGUAACCAUAUACCAGAAGAAGAAGAAAAAACUGUACGCACACGUAAACAUGCUGUACAAUCUUGAUUUCAUUCACAAAUGGCAUAAAGCUGGUUUGGGUUCUAAUCAGAUAUGAAUGUCUUUAUGUUUUGUGAUGUUUUGCAUAACAAGUGUUAUAUAUGUGUGCCUUGAAAACCGUAAAUCACUGAGUUUGUGUGACUGAUGUCCCACGCACUCCGCUUAUCAUGGUGAAUGUACUUUAUUCAAAUAUAUUUUAAUCAUUCCUUUCAAUGAUUCUUUUAAGAUGUGACAAAAAUUGGAUUUCAAAAAGGUUAAGGCAAUGAA